Molecule: messenger RNA, 2546 nt
Organism: Sclerotinia trifoliorum
Lineage: Eukaryota; Fungi; Ascomycota; Leotiomycetes; Helotiales; Sclerotiniaceae
Source: the annotation of a GenBank genome assembly
UGCUCGGACGGAUGAGCUAUUUCACUAGCUCGCACAAAUUUCUUUGGUUGUGACGAAUUUUGUUAUAUGCUGACUCUUUCCUUCUAGUAUCAAUACUUCUUGAACACAAUCAUUCUUGUUUAAAAACUUCGACUGUUUAUUUAUUGUACAUUGCGUUGGAAUCCACUUAAUAUUUAGGACUGUUGGUGUUAGAGUUGGUAGACGGAAGUGCUGUGGUAAAACAUUACGGGAUCAGAGAGUGAAGACUUUCACCGAAUUGUCUGUUACUGUAACCUUCCGACGUAGUUUGAAAUCGUCGAGGUUCUCAGUUUCAGCUUUUCUCACUGAGUCACUGCAUCCAAGGAGUCCACGAUACGGCAGAGAAAGAGUUUCAGGAAAAAGGGUAUUCGGUGAGAGGAAAAGAAACGCAUCUUGGAAGUUGGAGGAAGUCAUUACGUUUGGAAACAUCGACAAUCCCGUGCACGCACUUUUUUCGCCAACAUGGAUCCACAUUCACAGAUGGAUACGAUUAAGGCGGUAAAUAAGGCCACGGGUGAUGAGAAGAAUGAUUCGUAUUCUGGUCAUUCGUCACAGGAUCCGGAGAAGGCUAUUCAGGUGGGCACUGGGCCGGAGUUGCAGAGGAGGUUGAAGAGUAGACAUUUACAGAUGAUUGCUAUCGGUUCGUUACUCUUAUGGGCCACCAGACCUUCACGUUAUUUACCAUUCAUUACGAGAUGGACGAUGAAGGCUUUUGGGAUGAAGUUGAAAUACUAAUAACGUGUACUAGGUGGAACAAUCGGCACAGGUCUUUUCAUAGGGUCCGGAUCAGCCAUUGCUGAAUCCGGUCCAGCAGGAGCUCUCAUCGCAUACGCCUUCGUCGGUACCCUCGUCUACAGUGUCAUGAUGUCUUUAGGAGAAAUGGCAACCUUUAUUCCUAUUCCCGGAGCUUUUACUUUGUACGCAGCACGAUUUAUCGAUCCUUCACUUGGAUUUGCUAUGGGUUGGAUUUAUUGGUUCUCAUGGGCCAUUACCUACGCUCUCGAACUCACAGCUACAGGUCUCAUUAUCCAAUACUGGGCCCCUCAACUCAACAUUGGCAUCUUCAUUUCCGUUUUCUGGGUCGUCAUCACCGCUGUCAAUUUUCUACCCGUCAGCUUUUACGGUGAAAUUGAAUUUUGGUUCUCACUUAUUAAGGUUGUCACUGUACUCGGUUUCCUCAUUUUCGGUAUCUGCAUCGAUGCCGGAGCUGGUCAACAAGGCUAUCUUGGAUUCCACACUUGGGGAAAUCCAGGUGCAUUCGCACCCUAUCUUAUCAAUCCCGAAAAUCCCGUCUCCAAAUUUGUAGGAUUCUGGGCUGUACUCAUUCAAGCCGGAUUUUCCUACCAAGGAACCGAACUCGUUGGAAUCGCAGCGGGAGAAACCGAAAACCCAAAAAAGAACGUCCCAGCUGCUAUUCGCAAGACAUUUUUCCGAAUCCUAUUUUUCUUCAUUGGAACUAUCUUCUUCAUUGGCUUAUUAGUUCCAUACGAUAACCCGCAAUUAUUAUCCGGAAGUUCAGAUGCGACAGCCAGUCCUUUCGUUAUUGCCGCAAAACUAGCUGGUAUUAAGACAUUACCCGGACUCAUCAACGCCGUGCUUCUCUUCGUCGUUCUCAGCGCCGCAAAUUCCAACGUCUAUUCCGGUUCUCGUAUCCUGGUGGGUCUCGCAGAGGGAAAUUGCGCCCCAAAACUUUUCUUGAAGACCACCAAAGCCGGAGUUCCCUACUACGCUGUUGCUUUUACCGCCGCAUUCGGUCUCCUUGCUUUCAUGAAUGAGAGUGCUGGGGGCGGAACCGCAUUCGAAUGGCUUCAGAAUAUAACAGCCGUUGCGGGAUUCAUUACUUGGGCAUGUAUUUGCGGAUGUCACAUUGCAUUUAUGAAAGCGCUCAAAGCUCGCGGAGUCAGUCGAGAUCGUUUACCAUAUAAAGCGCUUUGGCAACCAUGGUUCGCAUGGUACGGAUUAGCAUUCACGGUGCUUAUUAUCUUUACCCAGGGAUUCACAGCUUGGAUUCCAAAAUUCCAGGUUAAAGAGUUCUUUGUGGCGUAUAUUAGUCUGAUACUUUUUGCGGUGGCUUAUCUAGGUCAUAAGAUUAUUUGCAAGACGAAGUUUGUAAGUAGUUUAGAGGCGGAUUUGGAUACGGGGUGUGUGGGAUAUGAGGAGGAGGGGGUUAUUGAUUGGGAGGAUGAAGAACAUAGGACGUUUAAGGAGAGGUUUAUUAGUUUCUUCUGCUAAGAGAGCAUGCAUGAUUUGAAUGAAUAGUCUGAGAUUGGGAGAUCGGAUGAAGGUAGAGGGGGGGUAUUUGAAUUCCCCCUUUCUGGAAUUCCUUCGAUGAUUGAACGGUGGCAGGCUUUUUUAUUCUUUCGGCUUUUCUGACGAGAUGAGGUUAUGAUGGAGCUUUUUUCUUUGGAAUGAUGGUCCUAUGUAUGACAUACAUUGAUUGAUGAGGGCGUAAUGGAUGGAAUGAUGUUAUAGGUUAGAUAAAAGGUUAAUGUGUGGAUGGGAGAUAGAUAUUUAGAUGUUUAGGUAGA